This is a messenger RNA of Daldinia caldariorum, 2223 nucleotides long. RefSeq lists its product as uncharacterized. The coding region runs from base 249 to 1967 and encodes 572 amino acids. The record is from RefSeq and is a predicted model, not a curated record. The transcript is spliced from 3 exons. Lineage: Eukaryota; Fungi; Ascomycota; Sordariomycetes; Xylariales; Hypoxylaceae.
AGUUUAGCUGCCUUCUGGACACCUAAGCCCAUUAAACCGUACUAUAGGUUAGGUACUACAUCCGACCUACCUAAUACAAUAGAACUAUACAAUACUUCGUACUUCGUCUGACAAACCAUUAACCUUCACUAACAUUCGCAAUUCUUAUUACACUCAUUUUCACAAGAAUUUGAUUGUAGGACAUACACCGAAAAAUACCGAACACUUCGGGUUUAUUCAGUAAAGGUCUAAUUUACCAAAAAAAUAAAAUGGCUGACGAGGACAAGGCCAAGGCCGAGAAGCUGGCUGCGGCUAAAAAGAAGCUCGAGCAGAGGAAGAAGGCCAUGGCGAAGAAAGGAGGGGCUACGAAACUACAAGACAAGGAUAAGGACAAGGACAAGGACAAAGAAGAAACUACCACUGCCGCCGCCGAAGCUACGUCCGACUCAGCUCCCGCACAAGAGCCUGAUGCUGCUGCUGCCGCCACUGCUUCUGCUGAAGAUGUGCCAGCAGAGCCGCCAGUCUCUCCUACGACACCAAGCGCAACUUCGCUACCUCAGCAGUCUAAGCUCCGCUCUUCAUCCUUCCGACAAGGCACCGUGUCUCCUACCGGUUUCCCUCUGAGCCCCGAAGGCGAAACCGCGCCCGAUAUAUACCGGAAGCAAGUGGCGCGCAUAGAUGACCUAGAGAAGGAGAAUAAGAGGCUCGCGAAAGAAGCCGGCGAUGCGGAAAGGCGGUGGCAGAAAGCCGAAGAGGAGCUCGCUGACCUGCGGGAAGCCGAUCGCGAUGGCGAGGAUAGCCAAGUUGAGAAGCUGAAAUCAGAGAUUGCUGCCCUCCAACGCCAAAAUUCACAAUUGCAGUCCGCCGCUUCGAAGCGCCACGGUUCAUCGCCUUCUAUCUCCAUGUCCUCUCCUCCAGCAGAACUCCAAGCCCAGCUCGCCUCCAAGUCCGCCACCAUCGAAACCAUGGAGCUCGAGAUCUCGCGGCUGCGCGCCCAAGCCGAGCGCCAGGCCUCCGCAGGCGGCACCGACCGCGAGCAGAUCACAGCUCUGGAGGAGAAGCUCGCGCGCUCCGAACAGGCCGCGAUGAAAGCACAGCGCGAGCUCGCAGACAUGAAGCGUAACCUCGAUCGCACGACGGAGCGCGCCGUCAAAGAGGGUAGCGAGCGCACGAGCGCGGAGACCAAGCUGCGCACUCUCGAGCGGGAGGUCGAGGAGCUGAAGGGCGAAAAAGCGGACCUCGAGAAGAAAGUCGACGCGCUGGAGAAGAAGGUCGCCGCCCUGGGCACCCUGCACAAGGAGAACGACAGCCGGUCGCAGGCGCUGCGCAAGGACAAGGAACGCGCGGAGAAAGAGGCUCAGGACGCUAAGGCGAAGAUCGAGAGCCUGGAGGCGGAGAACGCGCGCUUGCGCAAGAAGGACGCGGCUGAGGGGGGCGGUGACGACGACGGGGUUGACGAGCUGGAAGAUGAGGAGCGGCAGCGCAUGGAGAAGAAGAUCCGCGACCUGGAGGGCGAGAUAUACGACCUGCGCCGCGGCAUCUGGCACCAGCGACGCAGGGAGAUGGAGCACGGCGCCGAGACCGACCCCGCCCUCCUGAGUCCCGGCGGAGGCGGUUUUACGAAUAUUGACCUGGGCGGGCCGGGAUCGGCGCGGAAGCCGAGCCACAGGGGAGGAGGCAUCGGGGAUUUCUUGGCGAGCGGGAUUAACGCGCUAACAGGCGGUACCGCGGCGGACGAGAAGGCGGGUGGGCAUAACAACAAUAAUAACGGCGGCGGCGACGAUGGGUUCCUGGACGACGACGGGGACGACCUGGAGUUCGACGAGGAGGCGUUCCGGAAGGCGCAGCAGGAGGAGGCGCAGAGGAGGCUGGAGAGGGUGCGGGAGCUGAAGCGCGGGCUGAAGAAUUGGGAGGGGUGGAGGCUCGAUCUGGUGGAUGUUAGGAGAGGGGGUGGGGGAUACGGCGCCGGGGAGGUUUUUGAAGUUUGAGACGUGAAGGCUUCAGGGGUUGAGGGUUGAGGAUUGAGAAGUGCGAAGGUUUGGGUUUGUUUCCUGUGAGUGGCGGCGGUUGGGACCAAUGAUGGGGGUCUGACGGAGGAGUUGAGAAUGGUGGUGGGUGGGUUCAGGGAACACGAUAUGAAAUGUGACGCGACGCGAGAUUCGCGCGUAUGAGUAAAGUGAGGUUCGGUAAUGACCUCGCGGACAUAGACAAUGGAAUGCAUGCUUGGUCAUGAUAGGUUUGACA